AUGUCAAAAGUUGAAAUAAUUGACACAGUUGACGAGGUGUCAGAAACCAAGAGUGAACCAACAAAUCUCACUACUUGGCAAAAGAUCGUCAGAUUUCUUGAAGUAGAGCAUGACGAUGAUCUCACUACUUCCCAAAGAUAUCUCUACAACCACGAUUUGAGACCAGUCGAAGCUGAAAGAAGACAAUGGUCAUGGUACAACUACGUGUUCUUUUGGAUUGCGGAUUCUUUCAACAUUAACACCUGGAUGAUUGCUGCAACAGGUGUGCAACAGGGUAUGAAUUGGUGGCAGACCUGGCUUUCAGUGUGGCUAGGCUACUUGUUGUGUGGUAUUUUCGUCUCCAUGAAUGCUAGAGUGGGUGUCGUGAACCACAUUUCAUUCCCAAUCUCGGUGCGUGCGUCAUUCGGAAUUUUCUUUGGACUCUGGCCCGUCAUCAACAGAGUGGUAAUGUCGUGUGUUUGGUACGCUGUUCAGGCUAUGGUGGCUGGUCCAUGUGUUGGUCUCAUGUUGCGUUCUAUUUUCGGACAGAACUUGGACAAGACUAUGCACAAUGGAAUCAGUAACCCUAACCUCACCACCUUCCAGUUUUUGAGUUUCUUCCUCUUCUGGCUCUUUUCUUUGCCCUUCUUGUACUUCAGUCCUCACAAAAUUAGACACUUGUUUACUGUUAAAGCCUACGUUGCACCAGUCGCUGGUGUUGGUUUCUUGAUCUGGACUUUGGUCAAGUGCAAUGGAGUCGGACCAAUCAUUCACGAGAAAUCCAAACUCGAAGGAACAGCUUUGGCCUGGGCUUUCGUUGAGUCGACUAUGAACGCAUUGGCUAACUUCGCUACCUUGAUCUCCAAUGCUCCUGACUUCUCUCGUUUUGCUGACAAGCCAACCUUCGCCAUGAAGUACGUUGUUCAAACCGUGUCUAUUCCAUUGUGUUUCUCCAUCACCUCCUUGAUCGGUAUCUUGGUUUCCUCUGCAUCUACUCAGUUGUACGGUGAAACAUACUGGUCUCCAUUGGAAGUGCUUGGCCGCUUUUUGGACAACUAUAGUGCUGGAAACAGAGCUGGUGUGUUUUUGAUCAGUUUUGCAUUUGCUAUUGCCCAAUUGGGUACCAACAUUUCAGCCAAUUCUCUUUCAUUUGGUACAGAUGUUACCGCCGUUCUUCCACAAUUUGUCAAUAUCAGAAGAGGUUCCUACAUUUGUGCAUUGUUGGCCUUGAUUGUUCAACCAUGGAAUUUGUUGUCCAGCUCUUCAAAGUUCACCACCUACUUGUCUGCCUACUCUGUGUUCCUUUCCUCCAUUAUUGGUGUCAUUUGUUGCGACUACUACUAUGUGAGAAGAGGUUACCUCAAAUUGACCCACUUGUACUCCACCACUGCACCAGAAGAGCCAUCUCAGAUGUCAUACUAUAUGUACAACAAAUUGGGUCUCAACUGGAGAGCGCUUGUAGCCUACAUCUGCGGUAUUUUGCCCAACAUUGUUGGUUUCGUUGGUGCUACCUCUGGAAGUGACAAAGUACCAAUUGGUGCCAUUGAGGUUUACCGCUUCAACUAUUUCUUGGGAUUCUUUGUUGCAGGCCUUAUAUACGCUGGCUUGUGCUACCUCAGCCCUAUUGAGGGUACUCCAAACGUCAAGCCUUUCGAGAAGGCAUGGUGUGAGGAAAUUCCAGACGUGGAAGACUUCGAAAUGGAGUUGCAAGGACGUUUGACUCAGGGAGUCGAAACAGGCUCGGUUGCCUCUUCUACUGGGGCUAAAAAGGAUGGUUUUGCUUAA
This is a messenger RNA of Australozyma saopauloensis, 1764 nucleotides long. Its product is annotated as nucleobase cation symporter-1 family protein. Gene Ontology annotation, cellular component: plasma membrane. The transcript has a single exon. Gene Ontology annotation, biological process: nucleobase transport; transmembrane transport. Lineage: Eukaryota; Fungi; Ascomycota; Pichiomycetes; Serinales; Metschnikowiaceae. Gene Ontology annotation, molecular function: nucleobase transmembrane transporter activity. Bases 1 to 1764 code for a protein of 587 amino acids. The record is from RefSeq and is a predicted model, not a curated record.